UGAGCGGUGGUCAGAUGUCAACAUUGUGACAACGCUGUAACAACCCAACAAACACAGAACGUUGGCAGAACGUAGCCAACCUUCUAACAACGUUUUAACAACGUGGCCAAAACGUUUCUAUAACUACGUUGCGUUGUGAAGGUUGUUACAGCGUUGUCACAAUGUUGACAUCUGACCACCGCUCAGUUCCAUUGCUCAAGGUUGCGCUUGGGUGUCUGGACUACCACUGGACGACGUGUACUCGUCACUGCUCCGAUUCCUCUGGAGCUCGGAUUUUAAAUUUCCACGACCGUUGAACCGUCUCUUCCUCGAGCAAGGAAGGAUAUGCUAUUUUCUUACUCAUAGCUUUCAGUCAGGCGACUGGAGGGCAAAACACAGAACUGCAGGACAGGCCUGACAAUUUUCCAUCUGUUUCAAACAACAAAUAUUACAUCGCGUCUCAAAAAAAGGUGGGUGUUAUAUAAAAACUAGCAAUGAAGGCAAUAUCAACACCAUACAACAGGCCCUGCUCUCCUCACCAAGAACAACACCCGAGCCAUCACGGACAUGGAAGGGUCUUGACAACUUGCCAAGAACUGGAUUUUUUGAGAUGCUAGGGAGGACUAUGGAGCAACUAUACAUACAUUCAGUGAUGCCACAGCAACAUUUAAGUAAUUUCUCCUUUAAGAUUUCUGCAACACACCAAACAUGGAUGACAAGAGUGAAGGACAAGGUUAUGGCUCAUCAAUUUUAAGAGAGCAGUGAGAACAAGUCAACGUGGAAAAUCACAAGUAUCCAAAGGAAAAAGAUGUCAAAAAGCAUGCUGAAAAAUACCUUUGCCAUAAUCUGUGCACAGGUGGCUGUCUGCGCUCUGGUGUGGGCGCAGUGCCCCUCUCGCUGCAGCUGUCCGGCUGAAUAUCCGCCGUGCGCUCCCGGUGUGAGCAUUAUUCUGGAUGACUGCGCCUGUUGUGUGGCGUGCGCCAGGCAGCAGGGUGAACUCUGCUCUCAAGCCAAUCCCUGCGAGGGUCUCAGGUGCGUUUACGGCGGUGGUGCACACAAGAGGACUGGUGUAUGUGUAGCUCAUGAAGGAGACGCAUGCCUAUUAGGUGGCACUUUCUAUCAAAAUGGAGAGGUAUUCUUUCCGAGCUGCAAAUAUCAGUGUAUCUGUAAGGAUGGUCAGAUUGGAUGUGUGCCACGCUGUAAACUAGAUGUGAUGCUUCCAGGGCCUGAUUGCCCCUUUCCACGGAGGAUCCAAGUUCCAGGAGAAUGUUGUGAGAAAUGGGUGUGUGAUUCUCAUGCUGAGAUCAGUGUACUUGGUGGCUUUGCAAUGGCUGCUUACAGGCAGGAAGAGACAGUUGGCAUUGACCAGUGGGACUCCAGUGUAAACUGUAUUGAGCAGACCACGGAAUGGAGUGCCUGCUCAAAAACCUGUGGUAUGGGAAUGUCCACCAGAGUAACUAAUAAGAACCAGCACUGUGAGAUGAUCAAGCAGAGCAGACUUUGUAUGAUCAGACCCUGUGAAAGCCUGAACAAGCAGAGAACCACAACAAGGGAAGACAGGUGUCUAAGAACAAGAAGAAACACUGAAACCUACUUCACCUUCAAGAAUUGCACAAGCGUCCAAUCCUACAAGCCCCGUUUUUGUGGGCUGUGCAGAGAUGGCCGGUGCUGCACCCCUCACAGCACUAAGACAGCUCAGGUGGAGUUCCAGUGUCCUGAAGGCAAGAUCAUCAGGAAACCAAUGAUGUUUAUUAAUACCUGUGUUUGUCAUCAUCACUGCCCACGUGACAACAACAUCAACCAGCUUUCUGCCAGCACCGGUUACAGUGGACUUCAGCUCUAAUAAAUACAAUGAACUAUGAAUAAAUAUGUGAAGUUAAUUUCAUCAUAUUUAUACCUUUUGGGGGAUGAAAGUAUAUAAGAUUUGUACAAUUAAAAAAAAAAAAAAAAAAAACUGCUGUGUAUGUUUUUAUCCUGCAGAGGGUCUGGGGAUGAUGAAAAGGUGACCACUAUGAUCCUAAAUAUAAAACCAAAUGGCAAUGUUAAAAAAACCUGCACACUUAAUAAUUAUUAUUUGUUAAAAUGGUUCAGAAUUAAAACAAAAAGUAUUUGGACAUUUUCUGGUUGUCAAAGGGGAACAUGUUUGUUAAUAGUUAAAAGAGAUAGUUCAAAUGAAAAUUCUGUCAUUCAUGUCAUUGCAAACCCACAAACCCACAAGACGUUCAAGUUCAUCUUUGAAACACAAAUGAUCUAACCCUUACAAAGUUACACAAUUACUAAGCAUUUUCCUGAUUUGCAGUUCUUUAUAGAGCUGGCCGUAAGCAAAUAACCCUUACUGAAUGCCAUCUGACCACCUCGGUUCAACUGGUCUUGCUUCAACAGUUAAGAAACAUUCCACCAAUGUCACAUGAAUUCUUUUCUUGGAAGGUUUGUGUAAAGGUGACCUCUCCCAGGCCCUUGUGGCCUGAAGAAUGCAGCGUGUAUUGUGUGAUAUGUCAGUCACACAAAUUCUGGAAUUCUUUUUCUUUCUUUCUUUCUUUCUUUCUUUCUUUCCAUCUAAGGUCUUCUUCAAGAGCUACAUUCCAAUAAGGUUCUGAUUUUAAUGAAAUAUUUCUGAAAACAAGAAUUGUCUUUAUUUUUUUGUAUUAUUUUGUGUAGUUUAUAGACUAAUUUAACUAAAUCAUUUACAUAAAUUGUGCACAUUAUAAGGUUUCAAACAUAAUUUCCAGUUUUACGUCUAAUAAGUAUUUCCUAAUAAAGCUGUUUUUUUUUUUUAAA
Ctenopharyngodon idella (grass carp) is the source of this 2757-nucleotide messenger RNA. Its product is annotated as CCN family member 3-like. Gene Ontology annotation, molecular function: integrin binding; heparin binding. Gene Ontology annotation, biological process: signal transduction; cell adhesion. Gene Ontology annotation, cellular component: extracellular region; extracellular matrix. Lineage: Eukaryota; Metazoa; Chordata; Actinopteri; Cypriniformes; Xenocyprididae. The record is from RefSeq and is a predicted model, not a curated record.